Messenger RNA from Acaromyces ingoldii, 1197 nucleotides. RefSeq lists its product as hypothetical. The annotation marks the transcript as partial. The record is from RefSeq and is a predicted model, not a curated record. The transcript has 2 exons. Lineage: Eukaryota; Fungi; Basidiomycota; Exobasidiomycetes; Exobasidiales; Cryptobasidiaceae.
UUCAACUCGUACACGCAGCAGAUCUGCGUCGACGAUGCCGUGCUCAUCGCGGGGGGCAAGUCUAUGCUGCACGACGACAAGAGCACGGCCGCCAGUGCCAAGCGCUGGUCCGUCGCCAAGAGCCGGGGCACGAGCCAGAUUGUGACGUACAAGGCCGAGUUCAUCGACAAGCUGAGCGAGAUCAGCGACGACAUGAACGUGAGCGCGGCGCUGGGCGUCAAGACCGACAGCUUUGCCCUCUCGGGCCGCGGCUCGUUUGUCAACACGGACAAGUUCUUUGACUCGGACAUCCGCUUCUAUCUCUCGGUGAAAGUCAUCAACUCGAGCAUCAACUUCAAGGACGCCCUCGAGUACAACCCCAUCGCGUCCAUCUCCGAGACCGACGAGGCGCACCUCGAGGUGUUUGGCGACUGUUUCGUCUCUGGCUUCCUCGAGGGCGGCGAGCUGAAUGCCGUCGUGAUGAUCAAGGUGCUCAACGACGUCAAGAAGAGCGACAUCAAGGCCGAGGCAAAGGUCGCGCUCACGACGAGCUUCAAGGCCGAGGCCGAGGGCAACCUGGCGCUGGCCAAGGCCAACAUUGCCAUGAACACCGAGACGACGAUCCAGGUGAGCUGGUGCGGCGGCGCAUCGAUCAAGACCUACGACGAGGAGUGGAGCAUCGACUCGCUCCUCGCCGCCGCCAACCGGUUCCCCUACCUCGUCGCCCAGUUCCCCCAGCGCACCCACGCCAUCCUCACGCGCUACGACACGCUGCGCUCGUUUGUGCGCCUCCGCCCGCGCCCGCUGUCCAAGAUUGGCUACGAGAACGCAGCCGUGUACACCAACACGCUCAUGGACGCCUACCUCGAGUACAAGUCCCUGUACAAGCGCGUGUCCGCCCACAUCAAGGACGUCCAGUCGGGCACCAAGCGCUUCCGCCAGCAGCCGGGUGAUGGUGACGAUGAUGGUGAUGGCGACGGCGGUGGCAGUUCUGCCGCCGCCCUGCCGCCAUCACGCGCGCUGGUCAAGCUCGGCCUCAAGCCAUUCCCGGCCUCGCUCGCCGGGCUGGAGCUCGCGCGGCGGACGAUGCGCGCGCAGAUGUCGGCCAUCGUCAGCGAGGUCGACCUCAUCACGCGCGACCCGGCCCAGGCGACGCUCGAGCGCGACGUCACAUUCGCCGGCCCAGCCUCGUUUGCGAGCCUGCUGCCCGUCGUCGAG